UUUCCGCUUGCAGCAAGUCCUCUUUGCUGUGCCUCUGGAGUUGCUGCUGCUGCAACAUAACAAGCCGUUAUUUCUCAUUUACACACUUCACAUCCUUAUUGUUCACUUCCAAUGGGUGAGCUGCAUCCUGCUCCAACUCGCCCACCCAAAACACUCUCAGAUGUACAGAGUUCUCUCUGCUGAAAGUCCUGUGAAGUUUGUAUUUUGCUUCUAACUGUACAAACCUUCAGGGAGUCUGGAGUUAGUUUUUGAGAGAAAAAAAAGGAUCAGACCUCGUGGAUAUAUAAAGUACUGGGAUCUCUAUGAAGCGUUUUGCCUGGCUGUGCUGAGAUGCACAUUUACUUUCUCUUGUCUGCCUCUGGGGGAAUCUGAAACUUUCCUCAGUGUGUUUUAGUCUCUUUUUUUUUACUUUUUUUUUUUUUUUUGGAGGGUGUUUGGGAUGCAGAUUGAGCAAUCGGCUUCUCUGGGUCGGAUGGGGAUGUGGAGAGCAAGACAAUUUGAGGAGAUGGAGGGAAGAUGUGCUGGGAAACGUACUUCGUUUUCUUAUAGCUUUUGGAAAAUGACACACGGGGUCCACAUCAGCUUUGUGCUGUUAUUAGUGCUUUGUUUCAGUUAUGGAAAUGCCCAGGACCUGAAUCCUAGAGGAAGGAAUGUAUGCAGAUCCCAAGGCUCAUCAGGAUUUGUCUGCUGCCAGGGAUGGAAACAGCAAGGAGAAGAAUGCUUAAUAGCUAUAUGUGAAGGAAACUUUACUUGUAAAGAAAAUGAAGUUUGUGUUCGACCGAACGAAUGCCGUUGUCGCCAUGGAUACUUUGGUGCAAAUUGUGAAACAAAAUGUCCAAGGCAGUAUUGGGGCCCAGACUGCAAAGAAAAGUGUGCGUGCCACCCUCAUGGCCACUGUGAUGAUGUCAUUGGUCAAUGCACCUGCAACCCAAACCGCUGGGGACCCAACUGUGAGAAUGCCUGUCUGUGCAAACAUGGGAAAUGUGACCAAGAGACCGGGAAAUGUACCUGCGAACCAAAUUGGUGGGGUCCUCAAUGUUCAAGUGCUUGCUACUGCAGCACCAACUCUCAAUGUGACCAGGCCACGGGGAGGUGCAUUUGCCAGCCAGGAUGGUGGGCCAGAAGCUGUAACAACCAGUGUUCAUGCAACAAUUCUCCUUGUGAACAAAUGACAGGUCGCUGCUUGUGCAGGGAGCGGUUGUGGGGCUUACGCUGUGAACGUAUGUGUCAGUGUUUAAAAGGGAAGUGCAAUCAGGUUGAUGGAACUUGUACCUGUGAGCCAGGUUAUAGAGGCAAGUUUUGCCGAGAGCCUUGUCCAGCUGGAUAUUAUGGACUAGGUUGUAAAAGACGAUGCGGUCAGUGUAAAGAACAGCAGCCUUGCACCAUAGCUGAUGGUAGGUGCAUUGCAUGUGCCCCAGGGUGGAAUGGAACAAAAUGCGACCAGCCCUGCUCGCCAGGGUUCUAUGGUGAAGCUUGUGAGAAAGUGUGCCCACUAUGUAAAGAUGGGCACACCUGCAACCACAUCAAUGGCAAGUGCUCACACUGCAAUGCUGGCUGGAUCGGUGAUCGGUGUGAAACUAAAUGUCGCAAUGGGACUUAUGGUGAGAACUGUAACUUUAUAUGCAUUGACUGCUUCAAUGGAGAGUGCCAUUUUGAGACUGGGAAGUGCCUUUGUAGUGCCGGGUCUUAUGGUCCAUACUGCAACAUGACAUGUCCAGCUGGCCAAUAUGGAGUUAAUUGCGACCAGUAUUGUAACUGCCAUGAUGACAAAUGUGAUCCCGUCACUGGAGCGUGCCACAUGGAAGCCAACCAACGGAUGGGCGUAAUAGGAGCUAGUGCAUUAGUAGCUUUCCUGCUUAUUCUGCUGUUAUCUUUACUGUGCUGCUGUUGUGUGUGCCGCAAAAAAGAGCAAUCAGAGAGGAAUCAAGGGCAUGUAACAAAUAAGAAAUCUCCACGUCGUUUCUGUGGUCGAUUUAGCCGAAUCAGCAUGAAGCUGCCUCGGAUUCCCUUGCGCAGACAGAAACUGCCAAAAGUUGUGGUUGCUCACCAUGACAUGGAGAAUACAUUUAACUGCAGCUUUAUUGAACCACCAUCAGUUGUAGAGCAGCCAUCUCCUUCCUGGUCCUCUCACGGCUCAUUCUCUUCUUUUGAUACCACUGAUGAUGGGCCAGUAUACUGUGUGCCUCAUGAAGAAUCUGUGACAGAAAAUAAAGAAAAGGGAAACCUCAGUGGUCUUGAAAAAUCAGCAUCUAAAAUAAACGAGGAAGAAGCAGGGGAGUAUACAUAUCUAAAGGAAUCUGGGUCUCCCAAACCUUUCUGUAAUGAAAACAGUGAAACACCAUUGCUGAAGUCAUCAGACAGCGAACGAUCUUCUUGUGGUUCUGGAUCCACUGGAGGAGCUCUUUAUGCUAGAGUUGCAAGAUUGUCAAAGCAGUCAAAGGAUGAAGAUGAUGCAACAGUAGACAACAAAAGUGCUACGAUUGGUGGGAAACCACCCUCUCCAGAACGAACAAAACCCCCUCCUCCUGAUCCAUCUACAAAACCCAAGGUUUCUUGGAUUCAUGGAAAGUAUAAUGCAAAUCAAUCCAAUUCAUUACCAGUUUUUAAUAAGUCUCCUGAAAAGCCAGCAAGCCAAAGUGAGCAGUCAGAAGUGAGUCCAGGUGUUAAAGAUCACCAUAGGAAAAGAACGCCAAGUGACACAUGCAGUGCUGGUCAGAGCAAAAAUGAAGAAAAAGUCAUAAUGAGGAAUAAAGAUAAGACAAAGAACACAAAAGAGACAAGCAGCUUAGCAGCUGAAGAACCACAGUCUCCAUCUAAAACAAAGCGUAGAAAUAAAUCUGGUCAUGAUCAAAUAGAAUAUAUUAAUGGGACAGUUCAAAAUGCUCUUAAAAAGAUAGGUAAUCUGCAUAUUGACAAAAAGAAUGCUGAUGUUAAAGAGGUCCCCAAAAGUCCUGAUCAUAGCAAGCCUCGGUCUGAGGCACUUCAUCCACACUUCUCAUCUGAGGCAGCUUCAUUGUUAGCUGCCCAGUUAAAGGAAAAAACGCAAAGUCUCAACAGAAUUGAAAAUAGCACCAACCAAAAUGGUAUUGGCCUACUUAAGUCACAGAAAGAGAAGCCCACACCUCCUCAGAAGGCCAAACGAUCUGUGGCAAAUAUUAAUCAGAAGUCCAGUAAGCCAGUUCUACCAACAACUACAAAUCUGCAAAAAAUGAUCAGUCCAGUUUCAGAUACUGUUUCUACCACAGCAAACCCUGUUGAAAAACAAAACUCUAACAGUAGUCAGGAGCAGGCUCCAGAUACCAAGCAAGAGGCAGGAGAACAAGCAACGGUGAAAAAGACUCCUAUUAAGAAACCUCCAAGAAAGAAAAGUAAAGAUGCUUCCUUGGACAAUGAUGGAAAAAUGCAGCCAAAGAUGGCCAUAAUGCCCCCCCAGUCAGUAAAAUAAAAUAGUGGUACUUGUUAUGUACUCUUCCAAAGGGGCAUUAAGAAGGAUUUGAUGACUUUUGCAAUAUAUUUAAUUGCUGAAGCCACAUUUUUGAGCCAAAGAAAAAUUAAACUGUUCAUUAGAAAGGAAUAUACUAUAAUUCAAGGCUUGUUCAGUUAUAAGGGAGGCGCAUCGCUGGCCUGAUAUACCUCUCUUGAAGACUAGAACUGCCUGUAGUCUUGGUUUCAACUUAUUCAGCAUUUAAGUGGAAAUCUUGACCCAUGUCUAAAAAAAGACAGUGGAUAUGAAAGCUUCACUAAAUCUUCUGGUUUCCAGAGCUCUGCAAAUGUAGAGACAAUAAUUAUGCAAUUAUUUUCUUAAUGCUGGUUUAUCAUAUAUAUUUGACUAUUCAGUACAUUUUCAGCUAGGUUUUAUUUUAAUAUCCAAAACCCCACCCUUUAUCAUUUUCUACAAGAUUCUUCAUUUUGAAUGGAGUCAAGUAACUAAGUUAUUUUUAUAAUGAAAAUGGUAAUUUGGUACCUUCUUAGAAAAAGCUGAUAUUCGAACUGAAAUUGAAAAAUGUGUUUUUGAGUAUGAUAUUCUAAACUAAUAACUGACCAUUGGAGAUUGGUAAAGGUGGCUAUGUUGCAUUAUGGACCACAACUUUAGAACAAUGGUAAUAUGUAUAUAAUUCAUCUGAAGUAAAUGUACCAUAAAUUGCAUAAGCAGUGCUUAUUUUAAUAUAAAAUAUUUGUUAUUACUCUCUUCUAGUUAAGCGGUAACUGAUAAGCUAGCUUUUAUUUUAAUUUGUAUUUCUUAUUCAGAAUUAAUGUAUAGUAUUUUCAUUGCGAAGCCAACCUGGACUACGAAUACAUUCACUAUAUUUAAUGAAUGGACUUUGUUACUCUUUAGACAGGGGGCUUCACAAAAUUACCACUAUUAUAUUCAUUCAUCUGUACCUUUCAGGGUAAUAGGUCCUCAAAGGAUUUUUAAAGGGACAGUAAACACCUUGUAAUUACAUGACAUUUCUGUUGUGUUGCUAUAGAAUAACAGUUAAGUCUUAACAUUUUUUUAAAAUAAAUCAACAUUCUUUUUACUGCAUUCAUUUUUCAGUAGCCAUACUCCAUCCAACAUUUGCCUUAUUUGGAGGAGCUAAUCUGGGUUUGAUACAACAGACAACAAAGCUAGCCCUGGUUAUAAUGUUAGUAUAGAAUGCAUUUUUUUACACUUGUUAUCUGAUAAAAACAAUCAGGGACAUAUAUGUAGCAAAGUUAGCCUUGAGAAGUCUGCAGGGUGCAUUUCAAGUUGUGAAAAUUAGAAAUUGCUUAAUUUUCAGACCUAAAUUACUUGAAAAGGGGGCAAAAUAAAUAAUGACAUUCAUUUAUUUUUUUAUGCACAACUAAAAAAAAUCUAAAGGGCCCAAAGUGUUUACUGUCUCUUUAAGAUUACAAGUUGCACUCAGAGUCAACUACAGCAGAAAGGCAUUCAAAGUUUAAUGGGACAUUGGUCCAAGCAUCACAAAGAACAAUUUAACCUUUUAAAGCCGUUAUGCCGUUCCAUUCCGUCAUAAUUAGACUGGGCUUUAAAGCCGUUAUGACGGAAUGGAACGUCAUAACUAACGGCUGUCCUGAAGCCUUCUGUGCUUCAGGGAUUUAAUCGCGGUCUGGAGGGCGUUCCUAGGAUUGUAGGGACGCCCCCCAGAUGCGAUCCAAUAAUUGAAAUCUCGCGAUCGUAUGCACGAUCGCGUAGUUUCAAUUUGUCUACAUCGGAACAGUUGUUCCGAUGUAGGCACUUUAACCCUGUCACGAAAGGGUUAAACCUCUAUGGGUAGAGGGAAUCUACAGACAAAGGGUACAAGUUUUUAAAAUGCAUGUCAUUUUGCAGUAAUAGAAGAGGUUUGAGGAAAGUUGUCUUUACUAAAAUAGUAACAUAUUCCUUUUUUACUUCUUUUUUUUUUAUAAAUCACAGUAGUUUUUUUUUUUCUGUAAAUUGUGUUACUAGAUAUAACCAGUUUACAGUAGAUCUUUCAGAAAAAAAAAGAUUUCUGAAAAUAAAAAUAUAUUAGGAGAUUGAAGCACUUAUUGCAAUGAAAAAAAAUGCAGUAUUAUUUCCUCUGCACCUUUUUAAAGGUGCAAACUGAUAUUUGCCAAUACAAACAUUCAUUCCAGUUUUUAUUUUUUAAAUUACAUUUAUAGAUAUUCAGGAUUUUUAAUUGUAAUUAAAUACUGUAUAGCAGUACAGAUACUUUCAGAUCACCAAAAUGUAUUUUAAAAUGUAUCGUUGCUUCAAAAGCAGAAAUGGUUAUUUAACAAAUGGAAAAAUAGCUCAUAUGGGGGUGGUUUACUUUGCCUGGCACUUAAUGCAGAUAGAUUUUUUUCUUUCUUUUCUCCCCAAUUAGCUUUAUAAAAGGUUAUUUCUCCAGUCAGUGAUGUAUUUUGUUUUGUGCUUCCCUACACAGACCUCCAAACUGUCCAUAUUUGUGAGGGACAGUCCCUAAUGUUGUCCUGUUGUCUUUCUGAGACAGCUAUAUGUCCCUAUUUGCUGAAUUUCCCUUAGACCCAUCUAUAGACCACCCACAGACUGACCACACAUGCCCACAAUCCCACCCACUUUCCACAUGUUACCGUAAGCACAACCCCUGCUGACAUGGCGCUACCCACAAAAAUGCCCACCUCAACUUCUUCAGUCCCUAAUUCCUAGCCAUAAGUAUUAGGGGGUAUACUACAAUUUCAGCUCAUAGUUGCACAAUAUAUAUCAAGCAACUGUAGGUCGGGGAUGCACGGACAGGUCAUGUGCUCCUUCUGGACAACCAGAGAUAAUUGAUUUCUGAUAAAAUAAUUAAAUAACUAAACAUAGCAAGGGGGCACAUUCCUAUAGAACUGUUCCUCAAAAUGUGAUUCCUACCCCAAUGUUAUCCUUCCUUGAGUUAACCUAGGCCAAAGCCUGGCUCUAUUUAAGUCUCAUAACUUUCUCACGCUUCCAACAUUUAUAUUUAAUUGUUGUUUGUUGGACUCAGAUGUGCAGUAUAUAUGUUUAUGAGGCAGUAGAUCAUUUAUAAGGCUUUUAUUUGAAGUUUUAUAACAAAAAACUUUAUGAAUAUACUGUACAUCACACAAAAAAGGAAAUAAUACGACUGCUACAUUUUUUAUUAUGCAUAUGAACGAGCAACAAUUAACUCCGUUAAAAAUAUUUUUCCAUGAAAAAAGAUAAAAUUGUUUAUUUUGUUAAUAAAGUGAUUUCAACGUUUUGCUAUGGAAUCAACACUAUCUAUAAUUAUUCUUUAAAAGACCGCACAUUCAUUAAUAAUAAUAAUAGUUAAAGACACUUUAUUCUUAAAAUAAUUGCGGUUUAGUGAUAGGAAACAUUGUGCUGUUCCUUCGCACGCAUCUCAUACUCGUUUUUUUUUCUUUGAUGACGAAUCCGGCUUCAGCCAAUCUUUGCGUGCCCCCUUUGGCAUCCAAAACGUGGGACAUGCAAAUAUUGGCUGAAGCCGGAUUCGUCAUCCAAAAAUAAAAUCAAGUAUGAGAUGCCGGCAGGUGAAAGCCACAAUGUUUCCGAUCACUAAACGGUAAUUAUUUUAAGAAUAAAGCAUCUUUAAUUAUUAUUAUGAAUGAAAGUGCCCCUCUUUUUAAGAAUAAUUAUAGAUAGUGUUGAUUCCAUAGCAAACAUUUACAAUUACUUAAUGCUAGCAAUAACUCGUUGUGCAUUACCUCGUCAUGGGCACGGCAUUCAUACUUGCUGACAUAGACAACAAACAAAGUCUGUUGGUAGAAAGGCAAAGAACAAAUAGUUUUAUUUGGUACAGGAAACCCCAUUUUUCAAAAGUAUCAAUGCUGUCAUAUUUUAAAUUAAAGUCUUUCAUGUACUUUUACAUACAGACUUGUCUUAUAUGUCAUGCUGACUCUUGAGUCUCUUGAGAACCUGAAAAAUAAAAAAUCUGUUCAGUAUUUUUUUUUAUUAUUAUAUCGCAGUGUUUAGCUGUUAGAGAUGACUCUAAACCAUUGCAUAUCGAUGUGUUAGAGCUCUCUCUGGCAAGUUCAGAAGUACUUUCAAGCAGUAAUAUUUGGAAAUUCCUUAUCCCUCUGUCUGUCUACCAAAAGAGUGACAGCAAGUGAGCUGCUUCAUUGUGUCCCUGCAGGUGUUGAUGGUAUUCAGCAGUUUUUUUCUUAUAUUGCACAGAGCCAUAUUGGCACUGCAAUUUAGUUCAUUUUCUUUAUUUUUUAGUCUGAUAUUCUAUAUGCUCUAUAUCAUCUAACCCUAGUACUAUUUAGAAUUAGACUAACCUACUACAUUUUAACUGUUACCCUGUACAUGUGUGUUUAGGGGUGCGAAAAGAUGCAAAUGCUUCCCCGCUAAAGUUUUGAUGCCAGUGAGACAUCAUAUGUUGUGCCGCUCAUGGGUACAAAAAGCAAUGCUUUUCUGCUGUACAUGUUGCAACUGUACAUUUUGAUGUUUGGUGAACUGUAUGUUUUUGUCCCGUCCGGUAACAAUUCCAGGGGCUUCCAAGACUCCAGCUACUGCCAGCAGAUGCAAUAUUACUGUAUUUUCUGCUUUCAGAUGACACACAAUAACCAUUUAUUAAAAAUGAACUUUAAGACUCUGCUGACCUAAAAAAAUGAUGUGCUGUGCUUUCUGUCUAUCAUGUGAGCAUUGUUACAUUAGCUUCCUCCUUAUAGCUCUGUGCAUUGAAGUCAAGAAACAAACAAUAUCUCCCAAUGAAGCUGAUGUUAGGGUGGCGAAAACAGUUUACCAAGAUUAGUGUCUAAUAUAUCAGAUGAAAGUCCUGUGAUAUUAGCCCCUUCACUGCUUUUUUGUGAGCAAAUACGAAAUAUGAGUAUUGAAAUUAUUUUCCAGACUUAAAUGGUUUAAAAUCCUAAAAAAUGAAAACAAAUGGAUUACAAUAUUAGUUUUAACCUAUCUGUUUUACACAAGCAAUACCAUGAUCUAUGGGGAUACAGCACAGUAAUUCUUGAAAUAGGAACGGACUAUGAAUCAUUUUAAUCUUUAUGCUUCAUGCUUGAGAUCCAAAUAAAAUAUAAACGUGUUAAGUGAAAAAUACUUUUACUAGUUGAAGGGACAUGAAAGCCAACAUUUUUCUUUCGUAAUUCAGAUAGAGAAUACCAUUUUAAACAACUUUCUAAUUUACUUCUAUUAUUUAAUUUGCUUCCUUCUCUUGUUAUCAUUUGCUGAAAUGUUUAUUUAGGAAAGCUCAGGAGCAGCAAGGUUGAUUGGUGGCUGCAUAUAUACUGAUUGUCAUUGGCUCACCCAUGUGUUCAGUCGGCAACCAGUAGUGCAUUGCUGCUCAUUCAACAAAGCAAACCAAAAGAACGAAGAAAAAUUUAUACUAGGGGGCAGAUUUAUCAUAUCUGCAGCCUCAGAGCAGGCGGACAAGUUAUGGAGCAGCGGUCUUUAGACCGCUAAUUCAUAACUUCUGUUUCCGGCGAGCCUGAAGGUUUGUGCGGAAACAGGGGCAUCAAGCUCCAUACAGAGCUUGAUAAAUCGGCCCCAAAGAGUAAAUUAGAAAGUUACUUAAAAUGUAAUGCUCUAUCUAAAUCAUGAAAGAGAAAAUUUGGGUCUCAUAUCCCUUUAAGAAACAUUCACAUUAAGGUAAAUGAGCAACAAAGUCUCACUUUCACAGUCACACAGGUCUGACAUUUAUGUUUAGUCAGAUUUUAUUUUGCAGAAUCAUUGUGAAGAAAUGCUUCGGCAAAAUAAAAUCUCAGUCCCUUUAGACUUCCAGUUGAGGUAGUAACGAUGACUAUUGUAAAUAAAUUCAAUAAAGAUUGGUAUAUGCAUAAUGCUAUCAUAAAAAUGAAUGGGAUGUAAUGGUGUAUAGUAUCCUAGCACUGUACAUCAUCCGAAUUCUAUAGCACUUACAAGAGCGCUGAUUGGUAGAAGCUUACUUACUAAUCAGCACCCAUGUAAGCAGGGAAAUUGGAGUGGGCAUUUGCAUGGGAAACCAAUCUGCUGCACUAUGGUAUGCUGGGACUUUAUAGACACAGUAUAUUAUACACCAUUAUAUUUCUUUAAUUUAUAAGACACCCUUAUACAUUUCCCAGGCUUUCUUAAAUUGUAUUACAGCAUUUGGCAUUCCUGCCUCAAUUCGAAAUCUAGAGCAUGAAUCAGUCAAAUUUUCUUGUAAAUUAAUCCUACUACCCUCCUAGAGCAUAACCACUUGUUCUAGUAUUGUUCAUUUAGUAAAAAAAAGCUUUCCUCCUCAGUUUUGUUAAAUCCUUUAGUACAAAAUGACGUUUUCAAUUAUAUUGCCUCUAGCCAUUCUUUGGUCGAAACAAUAGCUAUCAAGAUAAUAAAUCUUUCCUUGUAAGUUUUUGUUGUUGACAUUGUACCAUUUUAGUUGCCAUCCUUUCAACAGUUUCUAGUUUAAAUAAUUGCAGUGAUAUUGUCUCAAGAACUCACAGUAUUCAAGGCCUAGUCAAUGAUCUAUAACGUCACAUAAAAAUCCCACUUUUUAUGUUAAUACCUCUACCUAUACAACCAAGCUUCCUGCUGUCCUUACCUGCUGUACUAUUGCAUUGUUGUUUAACAAUCGUAUAAUUAUCUGAAAAAAUAUUUUCCCAAACCUAAAUGUAUUUGUUCUAUGUUAUAUAGAGUUUUUUAAAUCUAUAUACAAAAAACAAGAAAAUAGAGACACACACUGAAACUUAGACCCAGAACAAUAGCUGGAAAAACUUCCUUGCUUAUCCUUCCAAAAUCAGUGUGAAAUCUCUUUUAGCACACUAUGCCUUUCACAGAGGAGAAAUUUCCUGUAGCAUAUUAGUCUGAUCCUGCCAAAUGACCUGUCCAACCCCAAAUACCAGGUAAAUUUUCUCUGAACAAGAGAAAGCAACAAGCUCCAGGUGAACGUUUCGGCCUCUAUGGGCCUCUUUAGUGAGUGCACCCCUCUAGGGCAUGUGUGCAAGGAUUUUUCUUUCUUUAAUCUAUAACAAUGCUUUGUAUUUUUAAAAAUGAAUUUUCCUGUGCUAAAUAAGCCAACUUUCUUCUAUGGCAGUUGAUCCUAACAGCUAGUAAGUAAUUUAUACAUAGGUAUUACUUGCAGUUCCUCAUAGCAAUCAAUUUGAUCUAUUUCUCUUUUAAUGGUGACUCUGUUAUAAAUUUUUAUAUAAUCUUUAAAAUAAUACCUAGAUUUAAAACCACUACCAAUAUCACAUAUAUAACAAAAUAGGCCCAAGGAUUGAACACUGAGGCACCCCACUUAAAUUUCCCCACUCUUUUGAAUAUUCUACCGACAAAACUAUUUAUAUAUGCAAGCAAUGCAGUUUAUUCAUUACUUUGUUGUGUGGAACAAUGUCAAUGCUUUAGGUUAGCCUAAAUUUACUGUUCCUGCCUGGUUUGGCCAUUUAGUUACAUAGUAGAAAUUAACUAGUUUAGUCUGGCCUAAAUUAUUUUCAAAAGUUGACAUUCAUUCUAUCACUACUAUAGUCAGAAUUACAGGCCAGUAAUUAGAGUGUCCCUACUUUGGACAAAAAUAUUUUUUUUAUCAUCAAACUUUGGAGGAACACGUGUGGGUUUGAGAAACACUGCUCUAUAGUCUGUUGUAACAAGGUGCAGAAUUUGUCUCCAAUCUCCUUCCACAAAUCAACAUUUUUCACUCACAGUGCAAUUUUUACUCUUUAUUGACCAUUUUAUUUUGAAAUAAAAAUACUUACGUAUGGUAGAAUUAUUAAACUUUUUAUUAAUGAAAUGUUUUAGAUGGUUUGAGCUAGACAAAUGCCUCUUGUGGUCAUUAAAAACUUCAUAAUGUGCAAGUAGCAGUGGAAUUAGCCUGCUUAGGCCUCUUCUCACAUAGCAACAUUACAGUUUAUUAUGCAAUGACCCAUCUUUUUUACAUUUAACAAGAAAAAGAUUCCGCUGACUUGGGAUGUUUUUAAUGAGUAACACCGGCUUUAAAUUCUAGAGGAGUUUGCAGUUUAAAAACCUCAUAAUAAUCAGCUAAUAUUAAAAAUAAUGUUGCACAUGUGGUUUGUCAUAUUUUCUUGUUUUUCCCUUUUAACCCUUUACAAGAUCCCUACGUACGUUAGCUAUGCAAAGUGUAACAGCCAUUUAACUAUAAAAAAUGUAUUGAGGUUUUCAAUUUAAAUAAUGACCUUUUAAUAUAUCACUUAAAAACUGAAUUGUUGAAUAAUUACUUCUUGCUUACACUGCAAAAGUGUGCUUAGUUGAAUAUUUAGAAGUCUUGAAGUUAAAUAUUUUUUUUUUCCUUAAAGGGACAUGCCACCCACAUUUUUUCUUUUAUGAUUUAGAAAGAGAAUGCAAUGUUAAACAUAUUUCUAAUUUACUUAUAUUAUCUAAUUUGUUUGAUUCUCUUGAUAUUCUUUGAUGAAAAGCAUAUCUAGAUAUGCUCACUAGCUGAUGAUUGGUUGCUGCACAUAGAAGCAUCAUGUGAUUGGCUCACCAUGUACAUUGCUUUUUAUUCAAAUAAGGAUAUUUAAAAAAUGAAGCAAAAUAAAUUAUGGAAGUAAAUUGUAAUGUUGUUUAAAUUUCUAUUCUCUAUCUGAAUCAUGAAAGAAAGAUUUUGGGUUUAGUGGCCCUUUAAAUAAAUAAAAAAAUAAAUCUGGAGAUUUACCAGAAAAUAAAUAAGAAAAUACCUUCCCUUAAUAUUGAGCCAAUAGCUCCUUCACAUAGCCACAAAAAAAGCUUGACAUAUUUUUUUCUGUUUUUUUAUAGACUGUACAAUGAUACUUUUAAAUUGUUUUAGGAUCAGAGUAGAAAACAAUGUGGCUGAUAGACAAGCAUGUCCCCUAGAGAUUUCAUCAUUAAAGGGGCAUUAAAUGUUUUCUUAUUGCACUAUUCAACAAAGGGGUUAAACACAUAGAUACAUUCAGCUCGGAGUGACAUACACAGCCGAUCCUGAGCUGAACAUUGAUAGUGAUUAGCUGCUGAUUGGCUCAUUUGCAGGGGUUAUGCACAUAAGUAAAGGCAAGCAAUAGUGCAAUAAGGAACUGCUCUAAUGCAUUAGAGAAUUAUUUUCUUGCAGCUUUUUGGCCUGUUCAAAUCUUGUUGUUACAUAUCGUAGGCUGACCAUAUUGCCGCUUUAAAAAGGGACACAUAUGAAAAAUACAUAAGUCAGGGUUCUCAUAAUAAAACAUUGUUCCAAACCAUUUCUUUAAACAGCCCUCACAUAUGUAUUUUUCAUAUGUGUCCCUUUUUAAAGCAUCAACGUGGUCAGUCUAUAUAUAUAUAUAUAUAUAUAUAUAACAUAUAAGUGUUUGAUGGCCAAGAGUUGAAAUCUUCUAACUUACCCACAACAAAGAUCAGGAGCUUUCUCAAUAAACUAUUGAUGUGGAUUGUGUUUCAAUUCCCAAGACUUUAAGAAUACCAUGUAGAAUUCUGCAUAUGUUAUACAUCUAUAUUAGUGCGCACCUUUCCAAAUGAGGGACCAUAUUGCAGAUUUUUUUUUUUUAUUGCAGGGCUGCUGAAAACUAUGAAAACAGAUCAAAUAUAACUUCUAAAUAACCUAUAAAGUAAAGUGUAGCAAAUCUGUACAUAAACACAGUGAGAACAUGGGGUAAUCAAUAUGCAGAUAAGAACUAUGUGCCCCAAAAGCAGAGAAAGAAAAUGCAUUUUAGAUAUAACAAAGAAACAUAUUUCUUUAAUAUCUCAUUAAAGGGCCAGUAAAAUCAAAAUUUUCAUGAUUUAGAUACCACAUAUCAUUUUAAAUAACUUUUUAAAACUACUUCUUUUAUCUAAUGUGCUUCAUUCUCUUUGUAUACUUUGUUGAAAAGCAUACCUAAGUAUGCUCUACUGGGAGCUAGUUGCUCAUUUGUGGCUGUACAUAUAUGCCUUUUGUCAUCGGCUCACCUGAUGUGUUCAGUUGGCUCACAGUAGUGCAUUGCUGUUCCUUCAAAAGAUAAAGCAAAUUAGAUUGAAAAGUUGUUUCAAAUUGUUCGGCCCAUCUGAAUCAUGAAGGAACAUUUUUUUAGUUUUAUGUCCCUUAAAGGUAUACAAGGACUAGAUCUUUGCUCACAUCCAAUACGUUUUUUUGAAGUUAUUACUUAUCUUUUUCUGUUGUGUUCUAAGAAAUUUUUAUUGAAAUCAUAAACAAUGUUCCUAUUCAGGCAAAUUGUUAAUGUGUUGAGGUCUCAGCAAAGCAGUUAUGUAAUUGAGGCAAUAAUUUGUAUUUGUACAUUGAAAACUGUUGCUUCUUAUUUAUAUUUGAAUAAUUUCAGCAGUUUUUUCAACUCUAGUACAGAUCUAGUCCAGACCAGAUUUAAAGGAUUUUCCCAUCUGAGGACAUGUUGGUCAAUCACAAAGAUUGAGCUACUGAACAACCCAAGACCAGAAAUACUAUAAAUGUGGGGAGAAACUUUAUAUUUCAGGAUAAUUAUCUUUUUGGUGAAUGCUAUUUUGGGUCAAGAGUCAGGAUCAAGGUAAAAAGUCAAGCUGGUUUUGACUAUAACCCUAUGUGCCUAAAAAGGAAGAAAAAACGUUCUAGUAGAACUGAAUUAUAUACACAACCAAUAAAGUAUUGGUUGAACUUGGUGAGAAAAGUGCUAUUUAUAACCUGACAGCUGAACCAGAAUGCAAAUUGAUUAUAUUUUGUGUUUUUGGCAGUAUGUUUAGAUACUUACUAUUUUGUAUUAAAAGACUGGUACUGUGCCUGAUAUCUUGUGUCCCAUGCAAACCCUUUUUAUUAAUAAACUUUGUUUUUUUCA
Messenger RNA from Bombina bombina (fire-bellied toad), 14097 nucleotides. RefSeq names its product scavenger receptor class F member 2 (gene SCARF2). Bases 440 to 3445 code for a protein of 1001 amino acids. NCBI's taxonomy places the organism in Eukaryota, Metazoa, Chordata, Amphibia, Anura, Bombinatoridae. The record is from RefSeq and is a predicted model, not a curated record. The transcript is spliced from 11 exons. Gene Ontology annotation, molecular function: scavenger receptor activity.